This is a messenger RNA of Harpegnathos saltator (Jerdon's jumping ant), 1644 nucleotides long. Its product is annotated as cell wall protein DAN4. Gene Ontology annotation, biological process: establishment of protein localization to organelle. NCBI's taxonomy places the organism in Eukaryota, Metazoa, Arthropoda, Insecta, Hymenoptera, Formicidae. The coding region runs from base 89 to 1387 and encodes 432 amino acids. The transcript is spliced from 4 exons. Gene Ontology annotation, cellular component: lysosomal membrane; late endosome membrane; plasma membrane. The record is from RefSeq and is a predicted model, not a curated record.
CCCUAUUUUUAUUUUCUUAACGAUUAGUAUUACUCGAUAGUCAAUUUCACAGUAAUUCGUGGUUCCACGACUGGUCCUCUUUUUGAAGAUGAGGUGUACAAGACCGAUCGAUCACGUACGGUUGAUUCUUACAGAGAUCAUCACAGGAGUGCCGCAGGAAUCUAACGCGACUACAACAUCAUUCACCGUCACAACGCAAUUCGUAACGCACAAGUCGACCAGCCCCACCGAAAACUCGCCCGGGAUUACGUUCUCGGAUACGACAGUCAUCUCGCCGACGAGGACGACGACGAAGAAUGCGUCGACAACGAAUACCGCGAUAUUCUCGACAAGUUCGACUACCACACCUGCCACAAGUGCACCGACAAGUGAGACGUCGUUCUCGUCAAAUGCUACUUCCGCAUCGAGCAUUACAGCGGUUACAUCGGAAACGGACGCAACGACGAACGCAUACAGGACGGUGCCGAUGACUACAACGGAGAAAUCGUCGACAGCGACUGUACCGAUAGAUACGACUAUUACGAAAAAUACGACGAGAGUCAUCACGACGGAUUCGCCGCGAACGAGGAGCACCGCAGCCGAGACGUCGACUAUCACGUUGGAAACUCCGAGGACCGAGCGAGUCACUACUGAGACCGAAACCACGAGAAUCGUCGCGACGACUAAAAUAACAACUGAUGUAGAUACGACAACGCGCGCAACCGACAUUCCAUGUGAGAAUUUCAAUUAUGUCGCGAGAGACGCGAGUACCGGAGUGGCGUGUAUUCGAGUUAACAUGACAGUCCAAAUCAAUUUGCGAUACACGACGAAUGAUUCUCAGGUAAAUGGAGCUACUUUAACAGUCCCAAAGAAAGCAAAGACGAGCGGUGUCUGCGGUGAUAAAACGGCUGAGAUGACUUUAAGCUGGAAAGAUGCUGUCGAGAAUUUAGCCGAUGGUGAUAUUCAGGAAAAUAAUAUCACAUUUUAUUACACUCAUGACGAUAGCAGAUACUUCCUCGAUUCCACUUCCGUCAAUGUGUACUUGGACAAUAAUAAUUUCCCAAAUGCGCAAGGUAAAAGAAUGAAAGGAGACACAACGGGCAGACACUUGCGGUUGUUCCCCACGCUCAUGAAAGACGGACCAUUUAUACGCCAAUUAGGAACCAAAAUAAACGUCGGAGAUGAGAUGGACGUUGUUAUCUCUGAUAUCAACUUCGUCGUGUUUACUGGCUGCUCUGGCGAUGCCAGUGCGAGAACAGAUGAAGACCACAUCGUCAGGGCAGGUUUUAACAAUAGCACGAUCGUUGCUGGAGUAAUCGGUACUAUCGUUUUGAUUCUUGCCAUCUUCUUUUUAAUAUGGUGCAAGAAAAAAAAGAACGUCGCGAGGUCCGAACCUCACUUACCAUGAAGAGACAGUUUUAUAUCAAGUUUUAUAUAUAAUUCUUAGAAGUAUCUCGGUUGCAAAAUAUGCGUUAAGUUACUCGUCGUAUUCAUCUUUCUUAAUUAAGCACUUUUGGAGAAGAGCAGAGAGAAAAAGACAGAGAAAGAGGAAAAAGGAGGAGGAAGAGAAAUGGCAAGUAUGUGAAAGUUCGGAGAGGAUGUGCCCUUUUUUAUGUCUAUGAAUGUUCCUUUUAUGAUAUAAGAAAAGUAUUUUUAUAAUUUCAU